GUCGCUAUUUGUUCACGGAGGAAAUGGUCCUGAGCUGUGUCGGUGGGGCACUGGCACAAUGUCCGAUAGCCCUGUCGCCUUGUCUUAAUAUUUUCUCCCCAUCUAUCCGAUUGGUUCCUCCAUGAAUCCUUAUGUUGGCUCUUUCUCUGCACCUCCAGCAGCAGAAAAUUCCGCCAGUCCAAUAUCUCUUCCCCCAAGGUAAGGACCGUAUGAGAGACCCGACUUCAAGCCCACCAUAGACACCGAUUGUGUCCGCGUCUCUGUUGCAUAACCCCUGUGUUUACAAAGUGACUGCAAGAGAGAGCCUCGCCACCCCCAAAGAUUUUCUGGUUUGAUGAUGUGGAUCCCACGAUCAGACCAGAUCGAUCCAGUCACGAGAUCAGCUGGGGCGGCUGUGGCAUGCUCAGUAUUGACGCAUUGCCUAUCAUCUAGGCGGUCAGAACUUGGCUCGGAAAUGAUCGGCUGGAUUCUCCUGCCUGUCCUUUGCAAUAUUGCACGACAGUCGAAUGACAACACAAUUCCACGAGCCGUGGCUCCCUCUGGCUACUCCCCGACCCAAUCUACUUCUACACGGUCAUUAUGGAUUGCUGCUAUAAGCAUUCUCGCAUUCUGUUUGUGCAGAGCAGAGAACAUCAUGGUUGCAUAUCUGCCAGCAUUCACCCCACUGCUUCUGAUAGCACAGAAAUAUUUUGACCCCAAGUUCUUGGCUCCAAGACCCACUGAUUCUUGGCUCUUCUCCGCUUAUACUAAUACAGUCUGGGGCAUAACUUCGGCUGCCUUAUUUGCUAUUUUGGCGUUAUCGAAUUGGGACCUCCGAGCCUCAUCUUUAUCGAUUAUCCCUGUCGCUGUUUCGCUUCUCGUCUGUGUCGCACUAUUACCUAGAAGUAAGAAGAACUCUCAAUUCCUUCCGCUUGGUAAUAUUGAGGAUUCUAUUCGCCCUCUAUCCUUCCGGAUUGUACCUCUCUUCACGCUUGUACUAUGCGUCCAGGCUGUUUGGUUCGGCUUCUCCGGGGUUCAUGUUGCAUCUACCCUGUUCUUAGGCGCGGCUAAAGCCUUGUCAUGGUACUUUACAACUCGCAUGGCCCUCUAUGCUCCCUGGUGCAUUAUCCCCAUAAUCGCCACGUUCAGCAUUGUUUCUACUCGCAAUCCCUUUACGCAAUCUUCAGAGGCACAUGCUGUCUCGCAUAUUAUCGCCGCUUUUCUUGUACUUGGCCAGGCAAUCCACCUGCUUCCGAAGCAAGCGAAAGCUAAAUCAACUCUCUGGGCUUUUUACCUUAUUCCUCUGGUCCCGUACCUAGCGAAUACCUUCAUGAUCAUGUCAGCACAAGCCUCGGCGCCAAACUUCAGUCACACACAACCGCAUCCUGUCGAAGCUAUGAUACGUAAAGCAGAGGAUGACUUCAAGGAUAAAUUGCAAAGGCAAUCGGCAGACUAUACGAGUGCGUGUGAUGAAUAUCGACGCAGAUACAGAAUGGAACCACCACCCGGCUUCGACACGUGGUAUGAGUUUGCAGUAUCGCAUCAGUCGCCCAUUAUUGAUGAUUUCGAUAUCCUUUAUGAUGCAGUCUCCCCGCUUUGGAGACUGAGUGGCCAAGAAGUGGGUAGAAUCAUGAACGAUGCCCAGAAAACAACGAAUAGCGAGCUUUGGCUGUGCCUCCUUUCCGGCACAGCUGCCGAGACACAUUGUACCCAUCCUUAUCGUACUUUCGAUAGACACUUCCAGCUCUUAUUCGACACAUUAUUAAAAAAUCUGAAGGGAAAACUUCCCGACGUCCGAUUUCUUAUUAAUCAUCUCGAUGAACCAAGAGUCUUGAUGCCGCCCCCCGGCUGGGAAGGUUUGGACUCAUCCAAGGGUGGUUUGCUCAAUCUGACAAACAUGUCCAAGCGACCUACUUGGGACACAAUCACAAAAUUUUGCGCACCUCAACCAAGCAAUCAACCUAUCCAGCAUGAUAAGGUGGAAACCUUUAGCCUGCCUUUUAUCACAGACAUCCACUCAGCCAUGGAUCUGUGUCAACAUCCUGAAUACAGCGCGACGCACGGCUUUGCUAUAAGCCCUAUGUCCUUUCGCUUAGUGGAAGGCUUUGUACCAAUCCUGUCGACAGGUUCGCCAUCUACAAUGGGUGAUGUGUUAUUCCCAAGUCCGGCUUAUAUUGAGUCUGAAUUCCAGUACGACGCUGCACGCGACAUCGAGUGGGAUCGUAAACGCAACUCUCUCUACUGGGCAGGUUCUACUACAGGCGGGUUUGCUGGAAACAAUCAGUGGUUCAGCUACCACCGACAGCGCUUCGUGUCGCUAGCCCAAAACUUGGGAUGGCAGCAGCAUUUGUAUCUGCGAGAACGGCAAGGGGUUAUCAACACCAUAAAAUCGUCCUUUCUCAACAGUAGACUCUUUGAUGUUGCCUUUACCAGAAUCUUUCAAUGUCAGAGAAGAUCCUGCCGCGAGCAAGAGAUGUUCUUCAAUUCUAAGCCUUGGGCAGAUAAGGAUCAAGCACUCCGAUCACGGCUCGUAUUUGACAUGGACGGAAAUGGCAUCAGUGGGCGUUUCUACAAGCUACUAGCAUCCAAGUCAGUUCCGCUCAAGCAAACAAUAUUCCGAGAAUGGCAUGACGAUCGUCUCAUUCCUUGGGUUCAUUAUAUACCUGUUAGUCAGAGCAUGGAAGAAGUUCCAGAGCUUGUAUUUUAUCUCACAUCGACGGAAAAUGGUCGACGGCAGGCGAAGGUGAUCGCGGAAAAUGGCAGAAGCUGGUUUGCCAAAGCGGUUCGGGAGGUUGAUCUAAGUAUCUACACGUAUCGACUAUUGCUCGAGCUAGCGAGACUACAAGAUCCAGAACGACAAGCCAGCUCACUGUAAUGGGAGUUUUUGUGGUAUAUGAGAAUGGCAUGGUGGGAGAUUGUAAAUAGAACGACAUGAUAAAUAAAAAUAAAUCCCCAUUGGGUUCUGA
Messenger RNA from Ilyonectria robusta, 2945 nucleotides. RefSeq lists its product as uncharacterized. The transcript is spliced from 3 exons. NCBI's taxonomy places the organism in Eukaryota, Fungi, Ascomycota, Sordariomycetes, Hypocreales, Nectriaceae. The coding region runs from base 335 to 2854 and encodes 839 amino acids. The record is from RefSeq and is a predicted model, not a curated record.